GCAGGGAGAAGGGCUGGAGCCAGAGCUGGGCUCACACACCAGUCACUCACAGAGGACAGGUGUUGAGAGUGAAGUCACUGUGUCCAGCCAGGUAGACAGGCCAUUUCCGGGUGUGGCCUCGUCUUUGGGGGAUCAGAGAGGCCCAGAGGAUCAGUGGAUGAGCAGCAAGGGGGCCACUAAGGAUUGUUGGGCAUUUCCCUCCCCGGGGACAAGGACUCUACCCUGUCCUGAGCUGUGACAGAAUGAAAAGCAGACCAUGGCGUUACACUCAGCUGCCCACCCAGAUGGAGGACACCCUGUCUGGGGAGGAGGGCGAGGAGGAGGAAGAGGAGGAGCCAGCCCCAGCCCCCCAGGACCCUGUGGAGCCUCAGCUGACAGAAGCCAGCCAGGUCCUGGGCGCCUCGGAGAUUAAGCAGCUCAGCCUCCACUUGCCCCCGAGGGUCACCGGCCACCCCUGGAUCCUGGCCUUCUGCACUUCAAGGGACGGCUUCAGUCUGCGGAGACUGUACCGACAGAUGGAAGGCCACGGUGGGCCCGUGCUGCUGGUGUUGAGAGACCAGGAUGGGCAGAUGUUUGGUGCCUUCUCCUCCUCAGCUAUCCGACUCAGCAAAGGCUUCUACGGUACUGGCGAGACAUUCCUCUUCUCCUUCUCCCCACAGCUAAAGGUCUUCAAGUGGACAGGAAGCAACUCUUUCUUUGUGAAAGGAGACCUGGACUCCUUGAUGCUGGGCAGUGGAAGGUGCGUGUCUCUGUCUCCCACGCCUUGGGGUGGCCAAUGUUCUCUUCCAGGGGAGCUGCAGGUGGAAUGGGCGGGCUGUGUCCCCACAUUUGACCAGCUGUCCUCUAAGUCAAGUGAGGAGAGUGGACCACGUGCUUAGCAGCAUCGUAGUCUGAACUGGCUGGGAACGGCCACAUGAAUGAGGUUACGGUCACAGGAUGGGAAAGCCCCAGAUUUCCGAACAAGGGACAAGGCUCAUCGGAAGAGGUGCAUCUGGUUAAGAACACAGCCUGUGAGUGUACCGAUAGGAGUGGGAGGGAAUUAGGGAAGGAAAAUGAAGGCUUCUCCCCCUGGUGUGAUCUUCACACGGAAGCACAUUAAGCUGUACCCUGAAGGCAAAAGAAAGCACUCCUGGAUUAGCAUAGCGCCACAGAGAGGCAGUGGGGCACAGGACACAGCUUCGCCGAUUACCCAGUCACUUCCUACUUCCAGCCUAGGUUCUCUGUCAAACCUGAAGAUUAGAAUGUUCUGAAACUGGGUUGAGGUGAUGGCCGCACCACUGAACAUAGUUGUUAAAAAUCAACGGAUUGUUUAAAAAAUGCCCUGAAUUAUAGAGGACAACACGAGAUCACACACCCUGAGAAGCUGGUAUAAGAGCAGCUAUACUAGGGCUGUAUUGGGAGUGUGGCUAAAGCUGGUGAUGGUGGUCUGUCCCAGAGGCCUAAGACCUGCCACAACUGUGCCAACAUCUUUCUUUCUUUUCUCUUCUAUGUGUGUGUACAUGCAUGUGGAGGACUGACGUUGACAUCAGGUGUCUUCCACCGUCCAUCUCCACUUUAUUUUUGGAGAUAAGGCUAGGCCUCCACAGUUGUCCUCUUUCCCUGUGUGAGGGCUCCAGAAGCACGUGACCUGCCUAACUUUUUAUGUGGGUGCAGGGGGCAGGUCCUCGUGCUUGGGUGGCACACAUCGUACCGGCCGAGCCAUCUCCACAGCCCGUUUCCUCUUCUCCUCAGCGGCCAGUUUGGGCUGUGGUUGGAUGGAGACUUGUACCAUGGUGGAAGCUAUCCCUGUGCUACCUUUAACAACGAAGUGCUGGCCCGGCAGGAGCAGUUCUGCAUCGAGGAGCUGGAGGCCUGGGUUCUGAGCUGACGUC
Molecule: messenger RNA, 1871 nt
Organism: Meriones unguiculatus (Mongolian gerbil)
Lineage: Eukaryota; Metazoa; Chordata; Mammalia; Rodentia; Muridae
Gene: Tldc2
Product: TBC/LysM-associated domain containing 2
Exons: 6
Coding region: 243-878 (211 amino acids)
Biological process (GO): response to oxidative stress
Cellular component (GO): nucleus
Source: RefSeq, a predicted model, not a curated record